Molecule: messenger RNA, 1140 nt
Organism: Salvia splendens (bonfire salvia)
Lineage: Eukaryota; Viridiplantae; Streptophyta; Magnoliopsida; Lamiales; Lamiaceae
Exons: 3
Coding region: 226-1140 (304 amino acids)
Source: RefSeq, a predicted model, not a curated record
CGAGAAGAAGCGACUCUUUUGGCGCCUUGGAACUUGGGCGAAAGGAUGGUGCCCGGAUUUUCUCUUUGCACUGGAGUUGUUAGAGGAUGGCUCGAAGGUUGUCAGAGGCUGGGCAGGAACAAGAGCUCCACGAAGAGGGACAUAUGAAGGGUACGGUGCUGAGUUGAAACUGUCGUGAAGUGACCUUGCUAGAUCGUCAUCAUUUUCUGUAUCCUAAACCCUAAAAUGGAUGCCGACAGUAUGAAGACCUUCAUGAGGAAGUACUUCCCUUCUUGGCACUUUAUACACAACCUUGCCCAGCUUUCAGGUGGAAGGAUGCUUCUUAUCUGGAACCCUCAAAUGGCUAAGGUUGAUAUCGUGAAAACAGAAAAGCAGGUCAUUCACACAAGAAUCAGGUGUGCUCUUACUUUGAACGAGUUCAACUAUUCUAUUGUUUAUGGCCUCUACACUGACAAGGAACGGGACCAGAUUUGGAGCUCGAUUUUUACUUUUUGUGGACAGGUGGAACUCUAUCUCAUCAGUGGGGACUUCAACUGUGUCAUGUCUCCGGAAGAAAGAACCGGAGGAACAAGACGCACACCAAACAAGGAAUCCAAAGAGUUGGUUGCUACAUGUGCGUUGCUUGGUCUGCAGGAUGUUACAGCCACAAGCUGUGAAUUCACUUGGACGAAUGGACGGGUUUUUAGUAAGAUUGAUAGGAUCAUGGUGAACGAGGGAUGUCACAACGCGGGCUACCUCAUUUCAGCUCGUUUCCCUCCACCGGGAGCUAGAACAGACCACUCUCCUGUCAUCGCCUCCCUUUUCGGAGAAUUGAGGUCCUUUCAUAAACCCUUCAAAUAUUUCAAUUUCUGGCUAACUCACGCAGGGUUUGAGCCACUUUUGAGAGAUCAUUGGAGGAUACCUAUCCAAGGAUGCAAGCAAUUCGUUCUUAUGCAAAGGGGAAAGGAAUUCAAGAAGAUGCUCAAGUCUUUCAACUUCAAGGAGUUCAGCAACCUUUCGCAGAGAGUCAAGGAUCUCACCAUGGAAUUAGAGGAUCUUCAGAUCGCAGCUGACAGAGACACCGGGAAUGUAGAAAUUCAGUACCGUAUUGAAAGAACAGGAGGCGGGAGAGAUGUUAAACAGACGGUUGUGUACGUGUGA